GAAUUGACUGAUUUGGCACGUGAUCCUCCCGCACAGUGUUCAGCAGGUCCAGUGGGCGAUGAUGUGUUCCACUGGCAGGCAACAAUCAUGGGACCGAAUGAAAGUCCAUAUCAGGGUGGCGUUUUUUUCCUAACCAUACACUUCCCAACAGAUUACCCCUUUAAACCACCUAAGGUUGCUUUUACUACAAGAAUCUACCAUCCUAACAUAAACAGUAAUGGCAGCAUCUGUCUGGAUAUCCUCAGGUCCCAGUGGUCACCUGCACUUACUAUUUCUAAAGUUCUCCUGUCCAUCUGCUCACUCUUAUGUGACCCCAAUCCAGACGACCCUCUUGUGCCAGAGAUUGCCAGAAUCUAUAAAACAGACACAGAGAAGUAUAAUAGAAUGGCAAAGGAAUGGACAGAGAAAUAUGCCAUGCUGUAGGUGAAGGGCAACUCUGCACUGUGAACAUUAGAGAUACAACAGAAUAGCACGGGAAUGGACUCAGAAAUAUGCCAUGUGAUGUUGGCUGGACACAUUAACAAACUGUUUGUUCUCUCAUGUUUUGGACACUGUUGCAAGACCAUAUUUCUCCAUCUGUCUCUUAUGGAGGCAUAACCCCAGUUUUAUGCUCAAACAGGAAUGCAGGUCUGCUUUUGGCCUUUCCACACUACAAAGUCUCGAUGGACCUCGUCAAUCUGACGGAAACUCGUCCACUCUCAGCUCUGCCUAUCUUUGGUCUCUACCAAUCAACCCGUCACUUCACAACACGUCAUGCCUGUAUGACCACAGUGUGCUUUCUCUGAGCCGCUCGGGGAGAGAAUGUCUUUAGGUUGUUCUGCUUUUUUUGGGGCCUUACUCCUGGAGUGCAUGCAAUCACAGGAGAAAAGGUCAGAUGUUGUACAUCAGUGGGAGAUUGGGGCCGAUUCCUGUAUUGUGCUUAAUUGUAAAGAUUUGCAACAUUUGGAUCAGCUCUUGGCCCAACUUUACACAGCUGUGACACUGAACAACUCACUCGAUUGGCUUAAAUAUCUAUUUAAAGUCCCGCUACUUUUUCCCUUCAAUAAAGAUUAAUAACUCGUUA
Messenger RNA from Pimephales promelas (fathead minnow), 1063 nucleotides. The record is from RefSeq and is a predicted model, not a curated record. Lineage: Eukaryota; Metazoa; Chordata; Actinopteri; Cypriniformes; Leuciscidae.